AUGUUAAUGUUUGGUUUGAGAUCAUUAUCUGACUUUUGUAAUCCCACAUCAAAAACAUACAAAGAAAAUGCAUUUGAUGCCUUGGACAGAGGUGCCGUAGAAUCCAUAAAGAAUGCAGUAGUUAAUUAUAAGGAUGAUGAUGAUAUUCUUUUCUGUUCAAGCAGAGUAUUGUAUGCCAUGUCUGAUUAUUGUUGCUCUGAGAAAGAUUCAGAUGCAUUACAAAAGUUAAUUUCAGAUGGUGGUGUAAACGCCAUAGUAGAAAUUAUUAAAACGGUUCCCGCAGAUCAAGACACAUUAAAAAAUUGUAUUCUAUUUAUACAGAAUAUGAACGACUCAAAUGUUGAAAUAGGGGGAGGAGAACUCGGUGUUUCCCUAUUAAAUGUGUUUACAUCAAGCACCUAUAAUGUGAAGUUGGGGAAUGGAAUAGCAUCCGCUUUGUCUAUUGCCGCUAAAUCCGCUACAGCUUCAAAGGCCUUAAAUGAUGAAGGAGCACAUCACAAAUUAAUAGACCAUUGUCUAUCCUUUCAGACUAUAAAUGACGAUACUGCAGAAAUCAUUGAGGGAGUGUUUGAUGUAAUUAAGAAUUUGUCUUCAAACGGAUAUGUUGUUCCAACCAUAAUUGAAAAAUCCGUAGUCAUUUUGGACAAAUUUAAGUCAUACCCAAGAAUUGUUUCCAAAGGUAGUGAUGCUAUGAAAUGUGCUGUAGGCCCAGAACAAUUAACUGAUUGCUUAAAUAUAUUAAAAACAUCAGAACAGGGAUCAAAAGAGCAGGAUUCUGCAUUGGAAUUGUUGAGUUCUCUUUCCUAUAUUUCAUCAAUAACAGAUAAGGUCGUUCAAUCUGGAGGAAUACCAGUGCUUAUAGAAUUAAUCAAUAGUGGUUUACAGCAAUAUGAAAGUAAUCCUGAAAAAAUUUCUAGAUUAGUAGCUGGGGCAUCCAGAAUGUUGGGAAGAAUAUCCAAUAACCCUCCUCACGCCGUAAUAGUUUAUGAAUAUGGAGGUAUUGCAACACUUUGUACCGCCUUAUCCUAUUUUCCCAAUGAUGUUGAUUGUGCAGGUGCUAUAUGUAAUGCACUAAUUCCAUUCGUAUCUCGAACUAACUAUGUUAACGAAAUAAAUAGUUAUUCAUUAUUCGCAUCCUUAUUCCCUAUAUUAUACGCAUCUUUGGAGUCAAUUGAAUUAGCAAAAGCCAGUAUAUCAUGUAUAGCUUCCGCCUCAAUGAUUAAUGAAUUUCAUGAACAAAUGGUAAAUAAUCAAGCAAUAGAAAUUUUAUCCACAUGCAUCCAAUAUCAUUUAAGUGAAACUGAGUAUCUUUUAAAUUGUUUUACUGCAUACUUUAGGUUAUCAGAUUACAUAAGAACAAUUGAACCAAUAAAUCAAUACGGAGGUGUUGAAGGAAUUGCUAAUGCGUUAUCAUCUGUAAGUAGUGAUAGCACUAUAUCAGAAAUUGGUUUAAAAUUAAUAAAUAAAAUGCUUACAGCUUCGGAUGCUUUGAAUUUUUUGAGUAAUUCGCAAGUAGUUGAUUCUGUCUUAACUGUUAUGUUAGAAAAUGAAACGAAAGAAGUUAUCAUUCAAGAAGGAACGAAAAUUAUGGAGAAAUUAGCAACUGAAAGUGAUUGUCAAAGACAUAUAUCUAACUUAGAAUCAAUUAUAAAUUUGGCUCAAACGAAUCCGGAAGCUGCAUAUAAAACGUUAGCUGCCAUUUCAGGAUUAUCAAGAAUUCAGUCUUUAAAAAGUAUACUAGAGUCAAAUGGAGCUGAUAAAUCGAUAUAUAAUGGUAUGAAGGUGUGGAUUGAGUCACCAAGAUUUAAUGAGCAGCCGAAAUUAAUUAGAGCUGCGUUGAAGACUAUGAAGAUAUUAAAACAAAAUGCAUCAACUACAAUCCAUGAGUUAAUAGCUUCAAUAGUUGAUAUGAUGUGUCUUCCUCAAGUAAAAAGACUUGCCGAAAUGGAAGAACCAGAUGAUAACAUCCUUAUUACAUCCGCUGAGUGUAUAAAUUAUUUAACACAUAUAAACAAAAUAAACGACAAAGAAAUUGCAGAGGCAAGUUUAGAUAGCAUAUUUAAGCUAAUGAAGAAAUAUUCAGAAUCUCGCCUAACGCAAACAAAUCUACUUGCAGCCAUAAAUAAUAUUCUUUUAAGUGGUAAUGCUGCUGGUGCAGAAGUGUUGGUUAGUAAGGGAUACAUAAAACAUGUUGUUAACUAUAUCCACAAAGUGCCUAUGUAUGUAGAUGUUCAGAUAAUCGGAUUUAGCGUGUUAGGAAACAUUCUGAAAUUUUCUCCUGAGUCUAUAGAUUCAAUAAAAAAGGUCAAUACAUUAGUUCCAUUGCAAAAUGCCUUAAGAACACAUGUAAAGAAUUCUAAACUAAAAACGACAUGUGCUCCUCUAUUAGCAGUGUUAAUGCCAUUAGACUCCUUGACUAAAGAAAUUGAGGAUCUUCUGAAAUUAUGCAGUGAAGCCAUGAAUGAAAAUGAUUUAAUAAAACUACAUGAAUAUUUGGUUUCUUUAAAUGAAUUAUUGUUGACCGCGGAGGCAAGUAAAAUAUCUUCUCGCUGCAAUAUAGGAGAAUAUCUAAACAAUAUAGUAAAAUGGUUAAAGGAUAAUCCUAAUAUUUAUAAUAAUUUUACCAAUAAUGAUUACAGCAUUUUAGGACGAAGCUUAUAUGAUGCUACCAUUUCAGAAGUUAGUCAUGCAUGUACAAAUAUUUCUCAGACAAGAAUUGGAUUAGUGCAUUUAACGAAAAGUGACAUGACCUCUGCUCUAAUUGAUGCAUAUAACCUUUUAGAAGUACCUGGAGAUGACUACACAGAAGAAGCUGUUUCUAAUAUAUUAGAAUCGAUGUGUAUGUUGCUAAAGCAUGAUAUAACAAAUGCAGAUAUAGCAUUUAACAAAGAGUUGAUUAAGAAACUGUGUGCAGGAAUAAAUUAUUUUUCAGAAUCAGAUACUGUUUUGAAAAGUACAUUUGGAUGUUUAGCUUGUAUGUGCACAAGUGAUAAACGUGUAAAACAACUAAUUAGCAAUCCAGGGUAUGAUAAACUUAUAUCGUUGAUUGUAGAUUUAAUUGGUAAUUCAGAAAAAUUCAAAAAUUCUAGAGGAAAUGCAAUAAAGGCUUUAUACGAGUUAUUAAAAACGGAGGAUGAACAAAUUAUAAAAAAUAUAGCUAAUGAAACUGAAAUUGUGGACAAUCUAUUUAAAAUUAUGGGAGAAUAUCAAGCAGAUUUACCUAUUGUUCAAGAUAGUACAAAAUGUUUAGCAAUUAUAGCAGAUUAUAUUAAUAUAGAAGACAAAAUGAAAAUAGAUAAAUAUUCUGCAAUAAAAAUAUUGUUAGAAAGUUUAGGCAAAAAUAAGAACGAUGAAUUAACAGCACAAGAUAUAAUGACAGUGUUAAUUAAAUUAUGUAAUAGUACUGAUAAAAUGAAAUUAAGAGAAUUGGGUGCCGUAGAUGUUAUUUCUGAUGUUACAGUGAUACAUAGUGAGAACGAUGAAAUAUCCAAAUUGGGAGGGGUCUUAUUUUCAUAUAUGGGAGCUGAUGAACAAGUAAAGAAAUUGAUGAAAUUAAUAUUAAAUGUUAAAAGCAGUGACAGUGAUUCGGUACAGAAAAUUGACAAUUUGACCGGUAAAUUAGAAAUGUUUUUAAGAGCACCUUUGGAAAACCCUUUGGAUGCAUUAGAGUACACAGAAGCAACAUUACAGCAACUGAAUGGGUAUUUAUGUUCACAAUUAGAUAAUGCUUCAUUACAGGCAAAUAUUGCACUAGUUACGAAGAGGUUGGUAGAUCGUGUGAAAUAUGAUCAUGAGGAUCAAUUGGGAUCAUGGGCUGUAGCAUCGGCAGGCAUAUUAAAUCAAUAUACAGACAUGAUUGCAAACAAAGUUGGGUUAUCUAAUAGUAAAUUUGUAUCCCCUGUUUAUAGUGUUUUAGCUGGCUGUGUUUUGAAUCCAUACACGAAACAAUUAGUGCUAGAUAAACUUCCCCUAAUGUUAGAGAAUACAUACGCCUUAUUGGAGGAAUAUAAAAAUAAUCCAUAUGUUGUACAAGGUAUAUUUGAAUUUUUGGAACAGAUAGCGAAAGAUGAUGAAGGAUCUAAGUUGUUGUUUAGAAAAUGGAAUGGUUCCAUGGGUAAUUUAGUAGAUCAAACAUUAUCCAUUAUGAAUUUAAAUAGAGCAAAUGAUUGUGUUUUUAUACCUGGCAUCAAAUUAUUGGGAGCUAUUGCAGAAACAUCAAACACGUCUGGUUAUGCAAGUAAUAUGGAUAGUUCACGUAUAAUAGAGUCAUGUGGGAUGUUAUUAAAUUUGGGUUCUAGUAAGGAAAGAACGAUUGAAUUUAUAAAUUUCGUAGACACUAUGGUAGCAUCGAAUUUACUAGAUGAAAAGGUAGCUUCGGAAACAUUAAAAAAUAUUAAUUCUCUAGUAUCAGAAGAUAAUAUAUCCAAUUAUACAGAUCAAGGUCGAAUAGAACUUAUUAAGGCUUAUGCUAAUUUGUUGAAAGAUGCUGCAUCUACUGGUUUAUUUGCACAUAUUAGACAGACCGAUAAAUCUGAUGCCUUGAACAAUUUAGCAAGGUUAAUGGAAUAUGGCCAAUGUGAAGAAGUAACGGUGCCUAUUUUGGAAGCAUUAUCUGAGAUAGCUACAUGUGAUUCAACAACUUCGUUGAAAAUAAUAACCUCUUCGUUACCGCUCAUUGUUCAAAGUAAUCAUGAUAACAUUAUAAACGAUAAUGUAGCAGCAGAAUCUUUCGUAAACACAUUGGAAAAAUUAGUAUUAAUAGAAGGAAUUGGAAGACAGGUUGCUAACAAUGAAGAAUUGUAUAAAUUAUUAGAAGAGAUAGAAAUUAGCCUCGAAAAUAGGAUAAAUGAACUAGGUGAAGAUUAUGUGAAUAGUAUGAAAAUGAAAAUUAGUAAUGUGCGUACUACUAUAAAUGAUGACGUCCCUAAAGAAAAGACUUGUAAAGAUAUAUACGAUAUGUUAAAGGAUUAUAAAUCAAAAUCUAUGGAUAUUAAUGUUCUACUUGAUGCAUCGUUAGAAGAGGAUAUGAGAUAUGUAUUGCAGAAAUUAAAGAUUUAUAAUAAGGAUAAUCUUUCACCAACAACAGAAACAGGAAUAGAUAAUUCUUAUGGUUAUAUGGCAAUAGAAAUAUUUUGUGAAAAUGAUGAUAACGUGAAAGAGCUGUUAAAGAUAGAAUUUCCGACAAGUGCUUUUCAUGCGUUGAUUAAACAAAGUAAUGAAAAUGUAAAACAUUAUUCAUGUCGUGCUUUAUGUGCCUUUACGAAAAAUCCAAAGGGUUUAGAGGGUGUAGUUAAAUCGAUAAAUGAUUAUCCAAAUAUAAUCAGUAAAUCAGUUGGUGAUCUAUGUAAGGAAAGUACGUUAGAAAAAGAAGAUAAAGAAGACUUUCUCAUUAAUCGUGUUUUGUUAAUAGAUAGAACAGCUCAUAACAGAAAUGUGUAUGAUGAAACAAAUGCUAUUAAUCAUUUGAUAGAAAUAUGGAAUCAAUAUGAUCAUGGGGAUUAUUCCGUUUCUCUAUUGCGCCAUGUUUUCCGUGCUAUGAGAAAAAUUGUAUCAGAUGCACAUGUUGAUGCGUUGUUAAAAGCAGAUGUAUUAGUUCGUUUGAUAGGUAUUAUCAGUAAUGUAGAAACGGAUAAAAUUAUAUAUCCAGAUGUGUUGUUUUUAAUUGGAAGUUUAUCUGUUGUUAAAGAUAUAAAAACACAAAUUGGAGAAAUGAAGGGAAUAGAUGCAUGUGUGAAUUUAUUAUUGAGAUCAUUAAAUGUAGAAAAAAUGGAAGCAACGAUCACAAACUGCUGUUUAGCGUUAGCUAAUAUGUGCAUUGAUAACAAAGGGAAUUCAAACAUAUUUUGUGCACUAAAAGGCCCUGAUAUAAAUGUUAGAAUUCUAAGAGAAUACAGAUCUAAUUUUGAUGUAACAAAUGGUGCUUCUGUUUUAUUAUGUAAUAUUUUGUUUAGAAACGAAGAUAUGAAAAGGACAUAUGGAACAAAUGGUGCUCCUGUUGAAUUAGUCCAAUGUUUAAGAAGUUAUGAUGGAAGUGAUAACAAAAACGCAGUAAGAUGUAUUGAAAGUUUAUUUAAAGCUAUUUCUAACUUAUCCCUUUACACUGCGAAUGUGAAAUAUUUUUUAGAUGCACAGAUUGAGAUUUCUUACGAAUCAUGGUUAAAUAAAUUAAAUGAAUCUUUUCCAGACGCUGAAUUAGAAACAGGUUUACGAACAUUGUCAAAUUUAGUUAUGGAAAAUGAAGAAAGAAAUAUGAAAAAUUUUGGUGUAACAUUAAUUCCCGUAUUAAAUGUGUUGAAGCAGAAUAGAGAUAAUACCAAAGUCAUAUUUUUUUUACUUGAUAUUUUAUGUUCCUUAUGUAGAUAUCAUGAAAAUGCUAAACUGUUUGCAGAUAGUGGUGGUAUAGAAGCAACUAUAAAUGCUAUACAGUUGUAUGAUUAUGAUAUUAGUUUAUUAACCUUAGCUAUUCAUUUGUUAAGUAAUCAGUGUAAAAUUGAAUCAAGUUUACCUUUGUUAGUGAAAUCUGAUGCAUUUGGAAUUUUAAUUAGUUGUAUGGAGGCAGAAACGGAAGAAUUUGAAAUGACAGAAUUGGUUGUUUCUUCAUUAAGGUGCAUUAGACGUUUAAUACAGUCAGAAGAAUUGGCUUAUGAAUUUUGCAAUUGUGGUGGUGUACCUUCUAUAGCUAAUCUGAUAUGUAAGUCAGUUAAAAAAUCAAUAGUUAUGUUAGAAUCCUUACGUGUUUUUUUAUGUAUACUAUAUUAUACACAAAAUAUAGAAGGUGUAACAAAUGAAUAUCCAGAAGAGGAGGAGGAACUAUACAAUGCAAAAUUAGGUGGUUGGUAUAAUAUAAGCAUGGACAAAGAAAUGAUAGAUACAAUUAUCCAAUCCGUUUUAACCUGUGCAAAUGAUAAGAAUCAUCAGAAACAGCUGAGAUUACAAAAGGUGUCGCUUGGUUUGUUGGCGUAUUUUGCUUACCAUAGAUUAGGAAUUAUUUCCAUGACAGCAUCUGGUUUUGAUAAUAUAGCAAUGGAAAAUUUAAAUAAUUUUGGUGGUGAUAUUAUAAUUAUGCAAUUAUUGGCUAUAUGUAUAGACAACAUUGCUGUAUAUUCUAUAGAAGUGUAUGAUUCUAUUAUUACAAGAGACAUUAUAAAAAAUUUCAAAAAUUCUGUAUCAAAAAUGAGUAAUAAAAAAGAAGAUAAACAAAUUGUGCAGAAAGUUGAACUUACCUUAACUGCAAUGAAUUUUACAGGUGAUCCGUUAGAAGCAUUUCAAAAAUCAUUGUUAAUUUUCGAUUUUAGCUUAUCCGAAUUUGAUAAAGAUCCAUAUGUUAAUGGUGUCCAUGAUUUAUCUUCAAAUAUAAAAGAUGCAUUAAGAAAAGGAGGCAUCUGCAAAAUAUAUCAUAAUAGUGACAAAAGGAAACCAUUUAAAUGGAAGGCAAGUCAAGAUUUGGCUACUUUAGAAUGGACAAUUGGGGAUGAUUCUGACCACUUAUUUAAAAUAUCCGUAGUAAGAAUAAAAAAUAUAUCGAAAGGAUUAGCACAUCCCUCCCUAAAAGCAGGAAACAAAAGAGAACCCAGAAAAGUAAAUGCAAAGGUAACUUUAUGCAUAUACGGACCACCCACUGAGGAUUUCCCUGAAGGCUUGGAGUUGCCAAUUAAAAUGAAGUCACAGAAAGAAAGAGAUGCCUUCGUCGACUUACUUGUUUUAUGGCGUGAUGCAGCUAGCUACAAUUAUUAG
Molecule: messenger RNA, 7734 nt
Organism: Plasmodium gonderi
Lineage: Eukaryota; Apicomplexa; Aconoidasida; Haemosporida; Plasmodiidae
Exons: 1
Coding region: 1-7734 (2577 amino acids)
Molecular function (GO): protein binding
Source: RefSeq, a predicted model, not a curated record